Chlamydomonas reinhardtii is the source of this 1217-nucleotide messenger RNA. RefSeq lists its product as uncharacterized. The coding region runs from base 204 to 992 and encodes 262 amino acids. Lineage: Eukaryota; Viridiplantae; Chlorophyta; Chlorophyceae; Chlamydomonadales; Chlamydomonadaceae. The record is from RefSeq and is a predicted model, not a curated record. The transcript has 3 exons.
GUUACUGCAGGGGCUUGAUCAAAAGUGCCAGCAUGGGCAGAACGCGCGUUGGUUGAGCGGUUCGAGCUCCCUCGACGCAAAUACGUCUAUUCCUACAGAUUUGAUCUGCUGCAUCUAUUAUAAAGACUUUACCCCCUACGUGAGCUGCAUUUCCGCUGCCAAAGUCGCCGAGAGUUGUUGGCAUCAACGCACGGAGCAACACCAUGUCGCAUUGGCGCGCAGUUGUUGCGCUAGGCCCGCUGCUGCUGGCUGUUGCGCUGCUGCAUGGCGGACUGGCGCUGUUUACGGACGAGGAGGUACUGAUGUACCGCGAGCUGGACGAGCGCCUGUCCGGCCAGCCGCUGACGCAGUCGCUUCUCUCCGCCGCCGGACUGCUGGAGUCACAGCACGCCUUCGGCGGCGCCGCGGCUGCAGCCGACGGCAGUAGCAGUAGCCUCAGCAGCAGCAGUAGCAGUAGCAGGACGCUGCUGCAGGCCGCGGCGGCGACUACCGCCGCUACCGCGGGGGCGGCGGCGCUGCCGCCGCUGCCGGCCACGGCUGCGGAGCACUGCCAGGUCACCAUUGGCAACUGGUGCGGGCCCUUCUUCCAACAGAGCCCCACGCCGCGCCCGGCGCCGCCCCGCGGCAACAAGGACUGCCCGGCCACCCAGCACGGCCCCUGCAACGGCGUGGGGCAGUGCCAGUACGACUUCGGACUGUGCUACUGCCCGGCGGGCUGGGGCGGCCCCGACUGCAGCCAGCCCCGCAAGCGGCCGUGCUGGCGCAUGGGGGCGGACAAGCGAGACGAGGGCUGGCACAAGUACCCGGAGUGGAGCCACUCGCGCUGCGCGGGUGCGGCGGGGGAGGGGGCGGGGGAGAGGAGUGGAGCCACUCGCGCUGCGCGGGUGCGGCGGGGGAGGGAACGGGGGGGAGAGGAGUGGAGCCACUCGCGCUGCGCGGGUGCGGCGGGGGAGGGGGCGGGGGGGAGGGAGCAGGAGGGGGGAGGGUUGUAGGCGUACAAGCGAGACGAGGCGAUUGCACCACAAACUAGAGGAGUGCCGAGGGGGACGGAGAGACGGGGAGGGACUGUCUGCUCUAUUUCCAAAGAGGAGUAGAGCAAGAAGGGGAGGGGGAGGGGUGAGAGGGAGAGGGAGACGGACAACGACGGAGGCAGAUGCAGAGGCAAAGGCCAAGGCACAAGGAAUGGGUUUGCGUAGUGGACUUGAAAGAGGGGUCGG